Oldenlandia corymbosa var. corymbosa is the source of this 684-nucleotide messenger RNA. Lineage: Eukaryota; Viridiplantae; Streptophyta; Magnoliopsida; Gentianales; Rubiaceae. The record is from the annotation of a GenBank genome assembly.
AUGUCUUCCAAAUUUGAUUUUCUCAACGAGCUCGAUAAUAGCCGAGGAGUUGGAUGGAAUGUCCGAGUUCGUCUUCUACGCGUGUGGACAAAGAUGGAUUUCAAUGAUGAUAAUGAAGUCUCCAUGAUUGAGAGCGUAUUAAUCGAUGAAAAGGGCAAUAGGGCCGUUGCUGAAAUUAAAAAAGACCUAAUAUACAAGUUUCAAGAUCCCAUGAAGGAGAGAGAGUACAAACGAAUAAGCCAUUUUGCUGUGCUCGAAAGUUGCUAUCAGGUUGAUGUUGCAUACAAGAAUAAUUGCAAGUUCGACCAAAUCUACAGUCUUAGAGAUACUACAUUAGAUACGAGAACCCAAGCUGCUGAAGUGCCUGACGGUUUAUUCAACAAGUUUCCUCAUGAGAUCACUCUUGGAAAACCAACCGAUCGAGCCUCUAAUAGUCUUCUCAUGAUCGAAUAUUUUGCAUCUACAUUUGGUGUACAAUUUCUUAAUCUGUACGAGAGAGGAGAUGAAGGGGCGAAUUUUGAUCAUGGAGUCAACUUUGUUGUCGGGGGAGCUAUACCGCUUUACCAGUUGAGACCUUACAAGCUAAGGGUAUUCUACCUCACGAUGAAAAUUUUGAGGGUUGGAUCGCAACCAAAGAUCUUCAUCUUCACUUCGCCACCAAUAGUUUGCUCAACGUGCAAUUAG